Molecule: messenger RNA, 2588 nt
Organism: Linum trigynum
Lineage: Eukaryota; Viridiplantae; Streptophyta; Magnoliopsida; Malpighiales; Linaceae
Source: the annotation of a GenBank genome assembly
AAUGCCAUUUUCUUUCGAUUUUGGAGGCUACUGAUCACGGAUUUGGCUCGAGGCUAUUCUCCACUGAUAAUAAAGUGUAUUGGUCCUAUUCUGCGCCGAUGAUUAAGUCAAUUAAGCACCGAAUUGGGCCAAUAUAUUUUGGGAUGGCAUUUUCGUAAUUAUUUGAGCAAUUUUUUUCAAACGGCCAUUUUCCUUGGAUUUUGAAGGAUAAAGAUGGUGGAUUCGGCCUGAGGCUAUUCUUCAAUGAUGAUUAAGUCCAUCCAGUGCCAAUUUGGGCAAAUUUCUUCCGGGUCCAUUUUUGGCAGACUCCCAAGGGGUACCAUCACAGAUUUCGGGCGAUUUUUCCGAAAUGCCAUUUUCUUUCGAUUUUUGGAGGCUACUGAUCACGGAUUUGGCUCGAGGCUAUUCUCCACUGAUAAUAAAGUCUAUUGGUCCUAUUCUGCGCCGAUGAUUAAGUCAAUUAAGCACCGAAUUGGGCCAAUAUAUUUUGGGAUGACAUUUUUGUAAUUAUUUGAGCAAUUUUUUUCGAAAGGCCAUUUUCCUUGGAUUUUGACAGAUAAAGAUGGUGGAUUCGGCCUGAGACUAUUCUUCAACGACGAUUAAGUCCAUCCAGGGCGGAUUUUCUUCCGGGUCCAUUUUUGGGAGACUCCCAAGGGGUACCAUCACAGAUUUCGGGCGAUUUUUCCGAAAUGCCAUUUUCUUUCGAUUUUGGAGGCUACAAAUCACGGAUUCUGCUCGAGGCUAUUCUCCACCGAUAAUAAAGUCUAUUGGUCCUAUUCUGCGCCGAUGAUUAAGUCAAUUAAGCACCGAAUUGGGCCAAUAUAAUUUGGGAUGGCAUUUUCGUAAUUAUUUGAGCAAUUUUUUUCGAAAUGCCAUUUUCAUUGGAUUUUGAAGGAUAAAGAUGGUGGAUUCGGCCUGAGGCUAUUCUUCAAUGAUGAUUAAGUCCAUCCAGUGCCAAUUUGGGCAAAUUUUUCCGGGUCUAUUUUUGGCAGACUCCCAAGGGGUACCAUCACAGAUUUCGGGCGAUUUUUCCGAAAUGCCAUUUUCCUUCGAUUUUGGAGGCUACUGAUCCCGGAUUUGGCUCGAGGCUAUUCUCCACUGAUAAUAAAGUCUAUUGGUCCUAUUCUGCGCCGAUGAUUAAGUCAAUUAAGCACCGAAUUGGGCCAAUAUAUUUUGGGAUGACAUUUUUGUAAUUAUUUGAGCAAUUUUUUUCGAAAGGUCAUUUUCCUUGGAUUUUGACGGAUAAAGAUGGUGGAUUCGGCUUGAGACUAUUCUUCAAUGACGAUUAAGUCCAUCCAGGGCAGAUUUUCUUCCAAGGGGGACCGUAAUUUCACCAACGGCGUCGUUCUCCGUGGUCUUGGUGUUUGAACUUUGACCCUCUCCCUCCCUUCUCUUUUCCUUUCCUAUAUUAUCCACCGUCGAUCUUAUAAUAUAUCAACCGACACAAAUUGGCACCUGCCUCAUGACACGGAUCGUCACCUCGAGCCGUCGAUUAAUCUAAUCCAACGGUCCAAAAUCCUCACCACAGCCAAUUACCAGGCUUCCUUCCAGAAGAAGACACGCGAUAGCAUUGCGACGCGGAUCGCCAUUCUCACCCGUCGAUCCUCACUCCUAAUCAACGUCCCCGAUCGAUCAUCUUCCAUCCCGCACAAGCUAUAUAAAUACUCUAUCCAUUUGCUCCUUCCCUCACAAAAUCCGCCAGAUCCAAAAUUCGAAACCACAUUUCGAUCGAAAUCUUUCCCGCUUCUGCAUCUUUUCCGAGUUUCAGAUUCCGAUCGAAGCAAAAAAAAAAAAAAAAUGUCUGGCCGCGGCAAGGGAGGCAAGGGUUUGGGGAAGGGAGGAGCCAAGCGUCACCGGAAGGUCCUCCGCGACAACAUCCAGGGCAUCACCAAGCCGGCCAUCCGCCGUCUGGCUCGCCGGGGCGGCGUCAAGCGCAUCAGCGGCCUCAUCUACGAGGAGACCCGCGGCGUACUCAAGAUCUUCUUGGAGAACGUCAUCCGUGACGCCGUCACUUACACGGAGCACGCUCGCCGGAAGACCGUCACCGCCAUGGACGUCGUCUACGCGCUCAAGAGGCAGGGCAGGACCCUGUACGGCUUCGGCGGCUGAUCUAUUAAAGCCUUUCUCUAGUCCUUGUGCUAUCUUCUAUUAGUUCAUAUUCUGAGGAUCCAAAUUGCAGAUUUAGGGUUCGAUCUUUGUCAGUGCUGUUGUAAUAGCAAGCUUUGGCUAAUGAAAGAAGGAUUUCCCUGAAUGCGCAGUUUCUCCGUGGGUUGUAGCCGAUUCAUUAACCGAUUGUAAGAACGAUGCUUUCGGCAAUGGCACAGAGAAGUAAGAAACUCAUUCCUCAAGUGGGAAAUUCUGAUUUCAAUAACUCUACAAAUUCCACCAUUGUACUAUCUUCCUAAGGAAUUGUAUCACAGUCAUACCACAAUCCGCAACGAUAAAUGGAAUUAUGAAUACUGCAAAUCUGUAAGUCAUGAAAACUAAGCCCAUUGCUAACCUCAAGCCCAUCGCCACGAAGAAGUGGAAAUUGUGUCCGCCAUGGCAAGGCAGAGUGAAAUCCUCCGGAAGAAAAGCCCAGGAAAGCA